GUGCUUCUUCUGUUGUGAAAUGAAACUUUGUAGAAUUGGCAAACAAAACAUAGAACUGGUAUAAUUUUUUUAAUUAUUGUAGUGUCAUUUAUGCUGUGAUUUUCAUCGAGAAUUUAUUUUAUAGUCUAUUACUUGGGAUCAGUUUAUGUGCUAAAGUAAAUCAUGCCAAAACAUGGAUUUCUCACUCCAAAAGCGAUUGCUAAUCGCAUCAAAGCAAAAGGCUUACAGAAAUUGCGUUGGUACUGUCAAAUGUGUCAAAAACAGUGCAGAGAUGAAAAUGGUUUCAAAUGUCAUACAAUGUCAGAAUCCCAUCAACGACAACUUCUUCUAUUUGCUGAAAACCCAGAUAAAUACAUAGAUCAGUUUUCACAGGAAUUUUUAGAUAGCUUUAUGCAGUUGUUGCGUAGACGUUUUGGUACAAAAAGAGUUCAUGCAAAUCAAGUAUAUCAAGAGUACAUUGCAGAUCGUAAUCAUCUGCAUAUGAAUUCGACACAGUGGGAAACAUUAACAGAGUUUGUAAAAUGGUUAGGGCGUGAAGGUCAUUGUGUGGUAGAUGAAACAGAAAAAGGAUGGUUUGUGACUUACAUUGAUAGGGAUCCUGAAACUAUCAGACGACAAGAAGCAUUAGCCAAGCAAGAGAAAAUGAAAUUAGAUGAUGAAGAAAGAAUGGCCAAAUUCUUUCAAAGGCAGAUGGAGAGAGACAGAGAAAAAACAGGCAUUUUGCCUGAACCGGUGUAUACAGAGUUGAAGAAAACUAGUGAGGAAGAAAAAGUCACUUUUACUAUGAAAGCUGCUGAUAAAGUAAAGAAACCUGUAUUGGAUAUAAAACAAAAUCCUUUGUUGGCAUCAUCAUCUUCAAAAAUUCUCCCUGAAAGUGUAUCUAAAAAGGGUAAAGAAUCAAAUUCAAAAGAUAAAAAAAGAAAAUUAGCAUUAGAAGAAAUAAUGGAAGAAGAAGCACAAAUUCGAGAAAAAAAGAACAGGAAAGAUUAUUGGCUUGCACCUGGAAUAGUUGUUAAAAUAAUGACUAAAAAGUUUGGUGAAGAAUUUUACAAAGAAAAAGCAAUUAUCAAGGAUGUAAAAAACUGUUAUUCAGGUAGUGCACAGUUAAUUGAAACAGGGGAAAAAAUUGAUGUUGAUCAAAAAGACUUAGAAACUGUUAUUCCUGCUAUUGGUAGAAAAGUUCUUAUACUGAAUGGAUCUUACAGAGGCUGUGAAGCAGUUUUGCUAAAAGUAAAUAUUGAGAGUUUUUCUGUGAAUGUUCGAAUAGCCUCUGGAGCUUUUAAAGGAAAAGUCAUGGAAUCCAUAAAGUAUGAAGAUGUUUCUAAACUACAUGUGCAGUCUUGAUGCAUAGAUGUCCUUAAUGAACCUGUAAAUUAUCAUUAUUUUUAUAUGAUAAAAAUGAACACAUUUUAUUUUAAAUUAUUUUUAUAAAUAUGUUUUGCAAUUUAAAA
This is a messenger RNA of Stegodyphus dumicola, 1451 nucleotides long. It is a transcript of the gene kin17, whose product is annotated as kin17 DNA and RNA binding protein. Lineage: Eukaryota; Metazoa; Arthropoda; Arachnida; Araneae; Eresidae. Gene Ontology annotation, cellular component: nucleus. The record is from RefSeq and is a predicted model, not a curated record. Gene Ontology annotation, molecular function: double-stranded DNA binding. Gene Ontology annotation, biological process: DNA damage response; DNA replication.